CAAGUCGUAAAGUCAAAUUAAAGUUUUUCCUUAAUUUUAAUAAUAAAAAUGGGAUCUUCCUUGCAAAAACAGAGCAACAUAACAAUGCACGGACCAGAGAAUUUGGAGCUGUUGGAUCGCCAGCUAUCGUAUAUAGCCCGCAAUGCAGCGAAUUGGCUAAAAAAGAAGGAGACCACGUUCACUUUGGGGCCAAAAGCGCAGGAAAUUGACGAUUCAAGAUACAUAAAUUACCUGGAGGAGUAUGAUAGACUCCUAUCACUGAUGCGCAAUUUGCCGUAUUAUCCGCCCAGUGCCGAAAUGCUGGACGCUCUGACCACCGAAUUCACCGACAAGGAUUUGACCGCCACGAAUGAGGUGUUCGCCGAGUACUUGGCCACCAAACGCCUGGAGUUCUACAACGUGUGCUCUGUGAUGCAAACACUGCUCACCAUCGAGGAUCUGUCCACCAUGCAGCUGUACGCCCAACUGAUCCAGAAGGAUGUGGCAGUGCAGCGCGUGUCCAAGCUCAGGUACAAGAUUGCCCUCAGCACCACGGGCGUGAAUCCAGAGGAUGUGGUGGCCAUCAACCUGGACGAAGUGGUGCUGGUGCCCAAGUCCAGCCUGGCCGUCUCGCCACUGCCCAAGCAGCUGCUGCUAGCCCUGCUGCCCCAUCCCCAUGAGGACCUCAAGUCGCAGCAUCCCAUGUGCCGCCAUGUGGCCAGCGUGGAGGCGAUCAGCCGCACCAACGUCCACAUCCGCUUCAACCGUGGAAACUGCCCCAAGGAAGAGGACUUGCUGGGCCAGCGCUUCUAUGUCAUUAUCCGGUCCAGACGCACUCCGAUGCGCUACAUGUUUCGCGCCCUCAAACUGCUCCAGGAGAGCCCCUUGAUUCGUCGCUACCUCUAUCCGUUCCCCAGCUGGUUGACCCAGAUGGUGGACGAAUCGAGGAUUCAGAUGCGCGACUGCGCGGUCCUGCCCAGAUGGAUGCGGGCAAACCCACCACCACAGCCUGCUCCUCCGUCUGCCAUCGACCUGCUGAACCCGACCAUCAAUUCGAACAUGGAACAGCUGCAGGCGGUGCAGAGAAUUGUCGCGGGACCAAGUCCUCAGGGACCCUACAUCUUGUUCGGACCACCAGGCACUGGCAAAACCACUACCAUUGUGGAGGCCAUUCUACAGCUGCGCCUUCGACAACCGCGAAGCCGCAUCCUCGUAACUGCCGGUUCGAACUCGGCCUGUGACACGAUCGCCCUGAAGCUGUGCGAGUAUAUCGACAGCAAUGCCCGUCUCCGGGAGCAUUUCGCCCUGCAGGAGAAGCCGGAUGCGAAGCACCAGUUGAUCCGCCUCUUCUCGCGCUCCAUUCACCACAAGGGACUGAAAUCCGUGCCGGCACUGCUGUUGAAGAAUUCCAACUGCUCGAAGAAUAUCUACGAUCAGCUUGGAGUUUCGCAUAUACUCGAGUACGGCAUCACUGUGGCCACUCUCUGCACCGUGGGACGCUUGGUCACCGACAAUCUCGGCAAGCACAACUUCUUCAGCCACAUCUUUAUCGACGAGGCGGGCGCUGCCACCGAGCCGGAGGCUUUGAUCGGCAUUAUGGGGGUCAAGCAGACGGCGGAUUGCCACGUCAUCCUGUCCGGAGAUCACAAGCAGCUGGGAGCCGUAAUCAAGAGCAAUCGGGCUGCAUCUCUGGGAUUGAGUGAGUCUCUCAUGGAGCGACUGCUCCGUUCCGAUUGCUACAAGUUAGAUGAGAACGGAAACUACGAUCGCACUCUGCAGACGCGUCUGCGUCGAAACUAUCGAUCCCAUCCGGAGAUUGUGCGCGUGUUCAACGAGCUGUACUAUAACGGCGAGCUAAUCCCUCGGGCACCUGCUGCGGAUGUGAACCUGGCGGCCAACUGGAGCCUCCUGCCCAAUCCCCAGUUCCCAAUCAUCUUUCAGGCCACCCAUGGAGUGACCAAAAGGGAGCAGCACUCCACCAGUUCAUACAACCAGCUGGAGGCUCAGGUGCUCUGCUGGUAUGUAAAGCGGCUGAUGAACGAUGGCCUGGGAAAGGGAAGGACAGUCAGGCAGGAGGACAUUGGCAUAGUUGCGCCGUAUACGGCUCAGGGUAAACUGAUCACCCAGCUACUCCAAAGCCAGGGACACCCCAACGUGGAGGUGGGCAGCGUGGAGACCUACCAGGGUCGCGAGAAGCCCAUCAUUAUUGCCAGUCUGGUGAGAUCUUUUGCCAACAUGGGAUUCAUGCGCAAUCCUCGCCGGGUGAAUGUUCUCCUAUCCAGGGCCAAAGCACUGCUGAUCCUGGUCGGAAAUCCGGUCACCCUGCGUCAUCACAGGGACUUCAAGAAAAUUAUCAAGGAGUGCAAGAAUCAAGGCACAUAUGUCUUCAAGAAGAAGGAUUCCCAGCAGAGACCGCAAUUCCUGCCCGGCAUCGAUGAAGAUACAUCCGACGGGGACUGGAGCAGUGAGGACGAAGAUGAUGAGCUCACACCUUGGUAUGCCAGGAUGCCAAAGGACAUAAGUGUGACUGUGGACGAGGAGGAAACGUCCUUAUCCCAGGCUUUAAGCAAGGAACUGGCUCAGUUAUCGGACAGGAUUGUUGCUAAACUGAAACUGCAGAACAUGUGAGUUUGGGCUUCUGUAUAAGCCGUAGAUUAAGAUUAGGUUAAGAAAGACUCCGAAAAGUUCAAAGUAGUGGCAUUUGCAUGCCCCUGAUAUUAUCCUCUAGAAGAGAAGUAAUGAAACAUGCCAGCUCAGAAAGCUCUUAAUUUCUAAGCCUUUGCCUCUGUGAAACAGAAGUUUUUGUAUUUUUUUAUAAUAUAAGUUUCUGCUAACAAAAAUCGCUUAAUGCAGUCAAAGACUGCGUUUCGAAGAAGAAUACCCAAGAUAUUUCAUUUAAUGGCCUGAAAA
Molecule: messenger RNA, 2889 nt
Organism: Drosophila subpulchrella
Lineage: Eukaryota; Metazoa; Arthropoda; Insecta; Diptera; Drosophilidae
Gene: Mov10
Product: putative helicase mov-10-B.2
Exons: 5
Coding region: 49-2607 (852 amino acids)
Biological process (GO): regulatory ncRNA-mediated post-transcriptional gene silencing
Cellular component (GO): cytosol; P granule
Molecular function (GO): RNA binding; 5'-3' RNA helicase activity
Source: RefSeq, a predicted model, not a curated record